UCACCUGAUCUAAAGUUCGAGCUCGCUCAGAGAGAGAUCCAAACCGGGACGAACAUGGAGGAGCUGGUGAAAGAAAGCAUCAGCUUUUUAAUAAAGCCCUCUCUGGACACAAACGGGCCAAAGUUGGGCUCCUUAGCCGUUUUCAUCAUGCUGAAGUCCGCACUGGGUGCAGGGCUUCUCAUCUUUCCCUGGGCGUUUGAGAAAGCUGGAGGAAUUCACUCUGCUGUCAUCGUAGAAAUGAUUUCUCUUGUGUUCCUGAUCAGCGGACUUGUCAUCCUGGGUUAUUCUUCUUCAGUCAGUGGACAAAACACCUAUCAGGCUGUGGUCAGAGAUGUGUGCGGUCCUGCCAUAGGCAACCUCUGUGAAAUAUGCUAUGUCUUCAACCUCUUCUUCAUAUCUGUUGCUUUUCUCGUCAUCGUGGCCGACCAGCUUCAGAAAUUGUGUGUCUCUAUAUAUGAGUUAAUCACAGGAUUGCCAGAAUCAGAGAUGCCGUACAACUGGUACACCGACCAGAGAUUUGCCCUGUUUCUUCUCUGCCUCUUCUUCAUUUUCCCUCUCUCUGUCCCAAAGGAAAUCAGCAUACAGAAGUAUACCAGCGUUCUAGGCACUUUUGCUGCCACGUAUCUCACUGUAGCCAUCAUUGUGAAAUUCCACAUGAGGCCCGUCCAUGAGAUCAAUCUGUCGCCUCUUUACAGCAGUGGUAUAAGCUCAUGGGCUUCGAUGUUCAGCGUCCUCCCGACUAUUUGCUUUGGCUUUCAGUGCCACGAGGCCUGCGUUGCUGUCUACAGUAGUAUGGAGAACAGGAAGUUGUCUCACUGGGUCUUUAUCUCUGUGGUGUCCAUGUUCAUCUGCCUCAUCAUCUACUCCCUCACUGGAGUCUUUGGGUACCUGACCUUUGGGAAGAACAUAACUCCUGAUAUUCUGAUGUCGUACAGUGGAGGUGAUGUGAUCAUGAUUAUUGCCAGGCUGCUGUUUGGAAUCUCAAUCAUCACCAUCUACCCCAUUAUUGUCUUGCUUGGAAGAUCUGUGAUUCAGGACCCGCUGCUGCGGCGACGACGCAAGCACACAGCAGUGACGGGGUCUUACGAGAGCCGGACCCGUGUUGCCUUGACCACAACCUGGGUCACAGUCACUCUUCUCAUCGCAGUGUUUGUUCCAGACAUCAGCAAAGUGAUCGGUGUUGUUGGAGGAGUUAGUGCUUUCUUCAUCUUUAUAUUUCCAGGACUUUGCCUAAUAUUUGUGGUGCAGUCAGAGUCAAUUUGUCUUACAAUAAGAUAUCUUCUGAUCACAUGGGGAAUGAUUACACUUUUCUGUGGUACCUAUAUUUUUGGCCAGAGCACUUCUAUUGCGAUCAUGCAACUCCUAAGUGAAAUUUAACACCAUGAUACUUAAUUCUAUGGUUUGGCAUAAUUUUAGACGCUGCAUGUAUGGAAAAUGGAGAUUGUUGUACACUUGUACAACCGGCUUUGUGUGAAAUACCUCAGACAAACAUGUCAUGAAACUAUAUGUCCGAACUAUUUAUAUUUUGCCACGCAUUGUUUGACCAUUUUAAUGGCCCUUAAUGACCCUCAAUUAUAAUUAAAGGGAUGGUUUACCCCCAAAAAUUAAAGUGCUGUCAUUAAUUGUUCAGCCUGAUGUUGUUCCAAAACAGCAAUACCUUUAUUCAUCUUCAGAACACAAAUUAAGAUACUUUAAUGAAAUCAGAGA
Molecule: messenger RNA, 1707 nt
Organism: Puntigrus tetrazona (Sumatra barb)
Lineage: Eukaryota; Metazoa; Chordata; Actinopteri; Cypriniformes; Cyprinidae
Gene: slc38a8a
Product: solute carrier family 38 member 8a
Biological process (GO): amino acid transmembrane transport
Molecular function (GO): amino acid transmembrane transporter activity
Source: RefSeq, a predicted model, not a curated record